AUGGACAAGAAAUCUACUCGGUCGGUAAAGACCUACUCUGGAUGCUGGACAUGCAGAGCUAGGAAAGUUAAAUGUGAUCUGGUGCGGCCAAGUUGUCUUCGAUGCCGAAGAUCAAAAGUUCAAUGUGGUGGUUACAAAAUCAAGCUACGUUGGUCGCCGUUACUACACUUUGAUCUGUAUGGUGUGCCUAUGCCAUCCAAUGAAUCUAUCACUACGACUGAAGGUGAUGAUGUUGAGACAUCAACAAAUCUAAGAAGGAAUGUGGAAAGAGUACGAUACGAAGAAGAAUACGAAUACCAUGAAGAUAUGGAUGAAGAACUGUCAGAACUACAUGCACCACCGGAGGAUAAAAUCGCCAAUAACAAAACAUGGAUAAUAAAAAAAUUUGGUGUCUUUAGAGCAAUUGAGAGAGAAGCAAUCAUUGCUGCAAAAAGAGGUAAAACUGAUAAGCGGCCAGUACAGAAAAAGAUUGCAAAUGAACUUAAUAGCAAUAAUAGCAAUAAUCAUAUUAAUAAUGAGCCAUUGAUGAAAAAGCCUAGACUAGCCCCAUCAGUGGCAACAUCAACAAUGACCACACCAAUUUCAUUAUCACCCACCUCACCAAUGAUGAUCCCGGAUACGUUAGGGCUAACAUUUGAUGGUAAUCCUGCAUUUAUGUCCCCUUUGCCUAUGGAGCUCUUACAACCUGAUUUUAUUCACGAUCACAGCCAUCUGGUUUCUUUAUCAACGGAAUCAUGUUCUAUAGUUCACAAUAAUGUUAGAUUUUUAUUGACACAUUACUUAGAGAAAGUUCCUGAUUUGAUGACCAUUGCACCUAUUCCCAAUAAAAAUAAAAACCCAUGGGCCAAAAUUUAUUUUCCUAGAGCUAUCGCAGCUUUAGGCGAACUUAUUGCAUUUCCAAAUUCUCAAAACUAUGCUAGAAUAUCGCUUUUAAAUGGCUGUUUGUCUGUUUCUUGUUUUAACCUAAAAGAUUUACUGAAAUAUGAUCCUGUAUCCACAGAUUUCUAUCUUAACCUGGCAGUGGAGUUGAGAACCAGAGCUUCCCAUUUCUUGAACUUAGCCCUAGAACAGGAAGAAGAAUAUGAAGAAUAUCGUGAUAUUCUUGAAGAUGACGAUAUCGCAGAGGAUUACAAUAAACAUUUCUGUGACAUGCUUAUCGCUAUUCUAACAAUGAACUCUAUUGACAUUGUUUGGGGUACAAUGGUUGACUGUGAUAACUAUUUAAGGAUCUGUGAACAACUGAUUUCCAAGAACAAGAAAAGGGUAGUUGUCUCUAAGAAGAUUAAGAGUUUAUACACAAUUUAUGCGUUUUUAAAACUGAUGCAAAAUAGUACAGCAAUGGAAACAAUAACUUCAGAACCAUCACUAGACUUUCACAACCCUGAUAUUAUUCCUUACAAAUAUCUAAGAGAAACUUACGAAAAUGAUAUUAAGACUAUAUUUACAGAUCACUACGGGUCGACUAAAAUGAAUACACUUGGUGCAGAUGCCCUAAAUGCCUUACCGAAUUCAUUGGUAUUGUUAUUCUAUGAUUGUGUCUCAUUGACUCGAUAUUAUUUUUACCACAAGAAGAAAAGUGAAGGAAUUGAGUUACCUACAGAAUUUUUCAUGAAGACAAGAGAAUUUGAGGACAAGUUAUCAAACUGGAAAAGUGAAUGGGAUUUCUUCGACAGCACCGGCAGAAAUUUCCUCAGUCCUACAAUUGAAGGUAUCUACCAUCAUACUAUGAGUUUUUACUAUGGAUUGUGCGUCUACUAUUAUAAUUUCAUAAAGAAUCAGGAUUAUGAGUCUUUGAAUGUUGAGGUUUGGAAAGUAAUUUACCAUUUGCAGCAAAUUGAAUUCUUGAAAGACAGCAGUGCGGGCAAAGAAGGUAUUAAACUGAUUCCUCUCAUUUGGCAAGGUUUUAUCGCCGGUUGUUUAUGUUCUGACCCCGAAGUUCAAAGUGAGUUCAAAACUUGGUUUGACACUGUAUCAUUAACAGGUGCCGGUUCUUAUCGUGGUGCAAUUCAAAUUAUGUUCGAAGUUUGGAGAAGAAGAGACAACAAUGAGCUUGGUGAUGAUUGGCUUUCAGUUUCACGCGAUUGGGAAAUGAAUAUCAUGUUAACGUGA
This is a messenger RNA of Nakaseomyces glabratus, 2109 nucleotides long. It is a transcript of the gene ARG81, whose product is annotated as Arg81p. Lineage: Eukaryota; Fungi; Ascomycota; Saccharomycetes; Saccharomycetales; Saccharomycetaceae. Gene Ontology annotation, biological process: positive regulation of transcription by RNA polymerase II. Gene Ontology annotation, molecular function: zinc ion binding; DNA-binding transcription factor activity, RNA polymerase II-specific; RNA polymerase II cis-regulatory region sequence-specific DNA binding. The record is from RefSeq and is a predicted model, not a curated record. Gene Ontology annotation, cellular component: nucleus.